AUGGGGAGCCUGGCGAACGGCGAGGCGGUCUCCAGCGACGAUGCGCGGAUGGAGGAGCGUGCGGACGCGUGGUCCAACCUAGAGAUGUCCAACUUCGACACGCGCGCGAUGGGCGCCGCUACGGCUGCCUACCAGGCGGAUAUGGCGUCCAAGCACUGCAUGGCGCUGGCUGUGUGGGUGCAGCACUUGUGGGGGCAGGUCCACCUCCUACAGGGCAAGGUGACCGAGCUAGAGGACUGGAAGCGCAGGGCGCUUGACGAGGUGCGCAGGCUGCGGGACGACCAGAAGGAGCUCAAGCUGAGGGUCACUGAUGCCGCGCAAGAGGGCGGCGUGCUGCCGAGGAGGGCAGACACGGUGCCGGCUCAUGGCAUCCCGAACCCGGGGCCGCCUCCCGGCUUGAGCACCCCGCCUGGACUGCGGGAGGAGACCGUCGACAGCGGUGCAUUCGGCAAUCCGAGCGAGCUCACCAGCGGCUGCACCAGCAGCUCCGUGACCACGGAGACCGACGGCAUGAUCGAGGGCAUUCAGGUGACGGAGGGCGAGGUGGAGGGCAAGCCGUGCGAAAUUGCGGAGUGGCGCAUCGGCCACCUCUCCUCGAAGCUGAAUGGAUGCAUGGGCAAGGCCCUCGUGUCGCCUCCGUUCACGGCCGCUGGGCACGAGGACGUGCGGCUAAUGGUGUUCCCUGAGGGCAAGGAUGCGGCCAGGGGGCUCCGGAGCAAGCGGCAAAAGGAACUGUACGCAAAGAAAGUCUCGGAGGGGCCCUUGGAUGGCUGCCUGAAGAUGAAGUUCGUGCCGGAAGAGGGCAGCCUGGUGCUUGAGUACUACCUCAGCGUGGGCAGCGAGAGGCGCGGCCCGUUCAAGCACGACUUCGGGGAGCAGAACAUCAACGGCUGCUACGAUUUUGGUGUGGACUGGCUGAAGCAGUUGGACCAGGACCAAAGCUUGACAGUGCGGGCGCAGAUACUGAAGGCCUGA
This is a messenger RNA of Prorocentrum cordatum, 975 nucleotides long. Lineage: Eukaryota; Dinophyceae; Prorocentrales; Prorocentraceae. The record is from the annotation of a GenBank genome assembly.